AUGUUGCUCAAAAAUAUUAAUGAGCCUAAAUGUGCUAAUCAUAAUCAGCGAAUAACAAUAGUCAACUAAGAAAAAAGUAGUCAGGAAAGGUUUAUGUGUGAUGAAUGCAUUAAAAAUAAACAAAUGAAUAAAGUAAUUUUAUUUUCCAAAGCUUUUGGUAUUAACUAAGAGAUUAAGAGAUGGCAAAUUUAAAUCUUAGAAAAAAUUUAGGAGUUUCAGAAAAUAUUCUAAAGAAUAAAGGAAGAAUUUUAAAAAUAAUUGAAUUAAUUAGAUAACAUUAUCUAAAAAUGGACCUAAUAUAUUUAAAACUUGAAUGAAUAGUUUAAUUUAUAAUUUGAUGAAUUUGAUGUUGUGACUCAAAAAAUGAAUUAAUAAAGUGUUUCUAAAAUAAAAAAUAUAUUAUAGAAUUUAUUCAAACUUGAAUCAAUAGAUAUUUUUAUUGAACAACUUUCAAAUUUUGAUUAAAAAAUAGAGCGUUAAAAAAACGAAAAACAAAAUAAUAAUAUUUAGGAAAUAAAUAAGUAGAAUUCAAAGAUUAUUUAGAUAUUAUAUAUAUCUAAUUUUGGUAUAGUUUUAUAUAAUAAUUUAGAUUGGGAAAAAGAAUCAAUAUUUAAUAAUUUAAUAGUAGAUAUAGAUUCUUUUUAAAUUGAGAAUGGGAAUAAAAUUGUAUAAUUAAAAACUAAAAUUGCUUUUCUUAAAAUAAUUUAAUUAGUAUAACUUUAAUAUAUAUUCUUUGAAGACACCAGAUAAACUGCAAAUCAGAAGAUUAAUUUAGAAUUAAUAAAUGGAUGCUGUAAUUUUUGAGAUUGAUGAUAUUUUAAUUGAAAAUUAUGAAUAACUCGUUAAAUUGUUUAGAAAUGAUUAAAAUCAUAAUAAAGAACAAAUCGCUUUUCUCACUUAGAAUACGAUAAAAUUAGAUCAAGAGCAACUGAUUUCGAUGAAAAAAUUUGCUAAAAAUAAUAAGAUCUGUUUAUUAGAAUUUUACAAAAAUUAAUUUCAAAAUGUAAGAGAAUAAUUCAAUUAUAUUGCAAGUAAACUGAUUUAAGAUAUUCAAAAUGAUUAAAAGCAAAUCAUAUGUAAUAAUAAUUCUGAAAGUUAAUAAAAAAAUAAUUAAUCAUGUAAUUUAGGCAUUGAAUAAAUGACUUUAUAUCAAGAUAAUGAAAUAAAUCAAAGUAAUAGAAGUACUUCAUAGAAACGAUUUGAUUCUUUAAAAGAUCCAUCAGAAUUUGAUAAAAAUUUAGUUUUUAAAUAAUUUUAUGAAGACUGUUUGAUUUAAAAAAUGGAUGUUAUUUAAACUGAUAAUACUAAAUAUGAUUAUUUAGUUUAAUUUACUAAUUUAAACUUUUAUUUUAACUCUAAAAAUUUAAAUUCUCCAUUACCAAUCUUAAAAUAGAAGAUUUAUUAGUCUAUAGGUAAAUUAUAUUUUACAGAAUUUGAUGAAAAUAUAAAUCCAAAAUACUUAAUAUAAGAAGGAAGUUUUGAAAUAGAUAUAAAAUCACUUAAAUUUAUUUUAAAUGGACAAGGUAUAGAAUAUGCUUAAAAAUCAAAUGUUAUAAAGUACGAAGGAGAAUUUUAUUAAGGAUAAUUAAAAUAAAAUUAAAUUAGAAAUGAUGAAAGAAAACAUCAACCUUAAUAUUAAAAUUAAAAUAGUUAAAAAGAAUUGUAUUUAUAAAAUAAUGAUUUGUAAUAUCAAAAACAUUGGUGUAAAUUGAAUCAAUAAUUCAACUAAAAAGACAAUUUAAUUUUCUCAUAAAAUUAAUGGUUGCCAAGUAGGAUUAUUGAUGCUUAUGUUAAUUAUUUAAAUUUGAAUAAUGAAAAAAGAUAUUUCUAAACCUCCAAAGAAUAAAGACAUCUUAUAAAAAGAAUAUUAUUCAUGCCCACUACUUUAUCAACUAAUUAUGCUAAACCAUAUGAUUUUAAUCAAGCAAAAAACAAAUUUGAUUCAGAAUUGUUAUAAUACUAAGAAAUUAAUUAUGAUUUAAAAAAAGUUUAUUCUAAGGUUGGUUUUCCAAUAAAUAAAUAUAAUUCCCAUUGGUAUUUUCUAUUAUAUGAUUUACAAUCUUAAGAAGUAACAUAUGUUAAUUCACUUACUAUGAAUGGAUUUGAAGAUCAAUUAGUAAGAAUUCUUUCCUAAUUAUUGAAUUCAAACCCUGAUAUUAAUAUUAUUUAAAAUUAGCUUACAUAAUAAAAUGAUGGCUAUUCUUGUGGAUAUCAUGUCUGCUCUGUUAUGUAAUAUUAUUCAGAAAUUUAAUUUAAUAAAAAAGUUGAAUAUCAUUAUAAUGAAACAUAAAUAAAAACAAUACUCUAAGAGAUAAUUUAAUAAGUCUGA
Molecule: messenger RNA, 2329 nt
Organism: Paramecium sonneborni
Lineage: Eukaryota; Ciliophora; Oligohymenophorea; Peniculida; Parameciidae
Source: the annotation of a GenBank genome assembly